CAAUGGUCGGUCGGGCUGUCAGUCAGGGGCGGGCCGGCGCGCGCGCCGCCGCGGGCGGGGGACGGCGGCAGAUCCAGUAAGUCGGGCGGCAGCGUAGUUGCUGCAGCUGCCGCUGUCGCCGCCACAUUCAACAGGCAGCAGCGCCACGGUCGCGCAGCCCGGGAGAGUGAACGGUCCGCGGCGUCCGUCCGUCCUUCGUUCCGCGGGCCGUGUCGGCAGGAGCGCGACGCCGGCGCUGCCGGGGCCCGGCGACUCUGGCCUGCCGUCCCGUCCGUGCAGCGGACCCAGAGGAGCCUAGAUGUUGAUGGACCUGUGAAGUUAAGUUCUGGGCUCGCGCUUCCACUCUGCCGCCGCGCCUUCCUCCCGGUUUCCGUCCGCUCGCGGCACCGACAUCAACUCCCCCCCCGCCCCCGGCAAAUCUCGGACCGGCUCUUCUCGCUCUCUCCCCUCGGCUCCCGGUGCUGCGCUCUCUCACUUCUUGGCAGUCCCGCGGCUGGGGGAGGGGCGGGGGUCACCAUGGCCGAAGCGCCCCAGGUGGUGGAGAUCGACCCGGACUUCGAGCCGCUGCCCCGGCCGCGCUCGUGCACCUGGCCGCUACCCAGGCCGGAGUUUAGCCAGUCCAACUCGGCCACCUCCAGCCCGGCGCCGUCGGGCGGCGCGGCCGCGAACCCCGACGCCGCCGCGGGCCUGCCCUCGGCCUCGGCGGCCGCUGUCAGCGCCGACUUCAUGAGCAACCUGAGCCUGCUGGAGGAGAGCGGGGACUUCCAGCAGGCGCCCGGCUCCGUGGCGGCGGCCGCGGCGGCGGCCGCGGUGGCGGCGGCGGCGGCCGCAGCUGCCGCCACCGGGGGGCUGUGCGGGGACUUCCAGGGCCCGGAGGCGGGCUGCCUGCACCCGGCGCCGCCGCAGCCUCCGCCGCCCGGGCCGCUUUCGCAGCACCCGCCCGUGCCCCCCGCCGCCGCCGCCGGGCCGCUUGCGGGGCAGCCGCGCAAGAGCAGCUCGUCUCGCCGCAACGCGUGGGGCAACCUGUCCUACGCCGACCUCAUCACUAAGGCCAUCGAGAGCUCGGCCGAGAAGCGGCUCACGCUGUCGCAGAUCUACGAGUGGAUGGUCAAGAGCGUGCCCUACUUCAAGGAUAAGGGCGACAGCAACAGCUCGGCUGGCUGGAAGGUGAGUGGCCUCGGGGCUAACGGCCGGAGCGGGAGCGGGGCUCGGGCAGCCUGCCUGCCUCCUCCUGAGGUCGCGGUAGGGCAGAUGAGGGGGCGGCUGGGCAAGUUCGCUUGGCCUGAAAGUGCAGAGCACGCGGGCAGCGCGUGAAGGGAGCGGGCGAGAAGCGGCAGGGGUGGGUCGUGGGC
Physeter macrocephalus (sperm whale) is the source of this 1352-nucleotide messenger RNA. RefSeq names its product forkhead box protein O1-like. Gene Ontology annotation, biological process: regulation of transcription by RNA polymerase II; insulin receptor signaling pathway. Gene Ontology annotation, cellular component: nucleus. The coding region runs from base 517 to 1314 and encodes 265 amino acids. Gene Ontology annotation, molecular function: RNA polymerase II cis-regulatory region sequence-specific DNA binding; DNA-binding transcription factor activity, RNA polymerase II-specific. The transcript has a single exon. The record is from RefSeq and is a predicted model, not a curated record. Lineage: Eukaryota; Metazoa; Chordata; Mammalia; Artiodactyla; Physeteridae.